This is a messenger RNA of Styela clava, 3112 nucleotides long. RefSeq names its product alanyl-tRNA editing protein Aarsd1-like. Gene Ontology annotation, molecular function: Ser-tRNA(Ala) deacylase activity; alanine-tRNA ligase activity; nucleic acid binding. Gene Ontology annotation, biological process: alanyl-tRNA aminoacylation; regulation of translational fidelity. The record is from RefSeq and is a predicted model, not a curated record. Lineage: Eukaryota; Metazoa; Chordata; Ascidiacea; Stolidobranchia; Styelidae.
UCAAAAUUUACUCUUAACAGCAUUUGCUUGGUGAUUUUUGUGUAAUUUAUUAAAACUAUUUUAAUCAUGCCGUUCAUGUGCCAAAAUGAUAGUUACACAACGCUGCACACUGCUGUUGUGCAGACAGUCACUCCUGCAAAAUGCAAAGUGUCAAUAUCUGGCGGAAAAGAACAAAUGACUGAAGGUUAUGAAGUUAUUUUAGACGACACUAUUUUAUUUCCUGAAGGAGGGGGCCAACCUGAUGAUAGGGGAACUAUAGAUGAAGUUCCAGUUCUUAGGGUGACGAGAAGAGGGGGCGAUGCUGUUCAUUUUGUUCCGUCUAAACUUGAAGAAGGCCAGGAAGUAAAAUUAAAAGUUGAUUGGGAACGUAGAUUCGAUCACAUGCAGCAACAUACUGGUCAACAUUUGAUUACCGCAAUCGUUGACAAAAAAUUCGGACAUCAGACAACUUCAUGGGAUUUAGGAAGGAACGUAUCAUUUAUUGAACUGGAUACUUUGAGUUUAACGAUAGCUCAAAUGCAAGAGGUUGAAGACGAGUGCAAUCAGAAAAUCAGAGAUUCUACUCCAGUUACUGUUCAUGUAACAGAAGUUGGAUCGACUUUGCUCAAAAAUGUCCGAGCUCGAGGUCUCCCGGAAGAUCAUGUCGGGUCUGUUAGAAUUAUCGAUAUAAAUGGAAUCGAUGCCAAUAUGUGUUGUGGGACUCAUGUGAAAAAUCUCUCAGAUUUGCAGUGUGUAAAACUCCUUAGCGUGGAGAAAGGCAAAAAAGGUAAAUGCAAUCUUUAUUUUCUCGUCGGGAAUCGUGUACUCGAUUUUGUUGCUAAAAAAUAUGCAGACGAAAAAUCUUUAACAAAAAUAUUAAAAUGUGGACCGAUUGAACAUGUCGAGGCCGUCGAAAGAAGUGUAAAGCAAUUAAAACAAACUCAAAAAGAAGCCAAAAUUCUUCUCCGAGAAGUCGCUUCAUUUGAAGCAAAAUCUUUCAAGUUAUCUGUAUCAGAAAACAGAUACUUGCGUCUUCAUCGCAAAGAAGGAAAUAAUGAAUAUAUGAACAUCGUUGCAAAUGAACUAAAAGGGAUUGAAUGUUACUUAUUUCUCACAGUUGGUGAUGAGAAAGGGGAAGGCUUAUUCUUACUUUCAGGCCCAGAUAAAUUUUUAGAAGAGUGUGGCAAAAAUAUUAGCGAUGCAAUUCAAGGAAAAGGUGCAAUGAAUGCUGGCAAAAUACAGGGAAAGGCGCUCAAUAUGAAAGGAUGCAAGCAAGCUGAAGAAUUGAUUAGAACAUUCAUGUCAAAAUAAAUUUUUUUUUAUUCAUUCUCUGCUUUGUACACAGUGUCCUUCUAUAAGCUUGUUUUGGAGAACUCGCAUACGGAAUACAAUAUUUUCAUACUUGAUUAACCCUUACCAACCAACGUACGUACCAACGACAAAACUCGCUAGAUCGCGGUGGGUACUUUAAGUUAAGUCGCAAACUGUUGGUCUAGUUUUUACUGGGUUUUAGUUUAUUGAAAAGAAGUCUUCUUCGAGAUUUUUAACAUAAGCGACGUUAAGUUUAAAUAAACUUUCCAACGAGCCGUCAGUGGGCAGCAGAGGAUCAUUAGGCAUUCGUUAGUCGAUCGAUUAGAUGUGGGGGUACAAAUGCAUAAAAUCGGCGUAGCAAAUACGAUUAUUUAAUAAUAAAUAAAAACACAUGGAAAGGGUUAAUUACCGCAUUUUACCCAGUCAUCCAUAUUACUUUCUCCCUCACCAAACAAGGUACAUAAAAAUUCCUAGCCUCGUUAUAAUGUAUGUAUUAGCCAUAUGACACCAAGUAGUCUAUCUCAAUGAACCAUUUUUCAUCUUUGUUAUUUGGACACAGAUUUGUAAUCACAGUAUUGCUAUUUUAAAAACUGUUUGGAAUUUGAAUAAUCACAGUUAGUAAUCAUGCACUGUUAUUUUUUUGAGGAUAUGCCAUUCUUACAUUGAAAACUAGAAGAAAAAGUUAUGAUUUGUUAUAUUUGGUGGUACAUCUUACUUUCAGGAGUUCUUUUCUGUAACGUUUUGUCUGCAAAGUCCCCAGACCAGUUUACAAUUAUAAGCCAUGUUUGAGGUUUUUGAGUCAUUAAUUUUAACAUAUCAUCCUUUUUUUGAAUUCUGAUCUUUUUUAGCGGUAUUCAGAACUAUAAAAUACAAAGUACUUUGAAAAAGCAAAUAACUUGACAGAACUUAUUACAUUGCAUUUCCCCAAGCCUGGAAAGAACGCAUUUUUGUUAGAUUAGCCAUUUAUUACUUAAGACACUCACCCUUGAGUGAUACAUACCAUAUAUGCACAUACUCCUAUAAACUUGACUAUUUCUCCCAUUUAUAGUAUGUGGUAUCUUUUCUCGAGUGUGCUACAUGUCCAAAUUUUAUUCUUAUGUAUAUAUAUUAUGUAUUAUAUUCCAUGUUGUAUUGUCUCAAUUUAUUGAUGUUGUCUUGUCCUACCAACUCCUUUGUACAAACAGUUGGGCAUACUCCACCCUUACCCAUGUUGCCUAAUCCACCCUCCUCGCACAACUGUCUGUAUGAAGGACCAUAUUAUACUUAUUCGAUUUAUUGCAUUUUAGGCUUAGCAUAAGGGGUGUAUGCCGCACGUUCAUGUGUUUUAGGCCAGUGUGGUCUUGUGUAUACAUUCCGUCUUCAAUGUUGAUAUUUACUAACUCCUGUGUUUCUGCUUUUACGAGACGAAUAAACAUACAUACAUACAUACAUACCGGUAGGUGGUAUUACCUUCGGACAUAUUCAUGCAGAAUAUUUAUGAUAAGAUCCUAAAACAGAAUACUGAAUUAUUAGAUAUAAAUAAAGGGGUCUGUAAAAUACCGUCUCCCACUUUUACGGUGCUCGUUGGAGGUGAUAUUUUCGAGACACUGAGAAUACUGCUACCAACCUACUUGAGAGUUAUUAGAUAUAACUUUGUGGUUGGAAUAUAUUUUGGGAAAAUUUUAAACCCUUUUUUAAUUUAUAUGGUGCAUUCAUUUAAUUUUAAUCUUCCUAUUUAUAGUACUUGAAUUAUAUUUCAUUUGAUUCUUAUAGUUCAAACAAUAUCUUAAUCAAAAUUCAUCAUGACUUAUAUUUAAAUGUAUUUCAUGUGCAUAUUUCUACA